AUGGGCGGCCUCUGCUCCAAGGAGGGCGUCGUGGAGGCGCCGCCUGCCGCCCCGCACCCCGUGGCGCACCUGCAGAAGGCGUCAAGCCGGUCCCUCAAGCAGCUCAUCACGCUCACCGCCAAGGAGGAGGACGCUGUCGUCGUGCACGCCGUCAUCUCUCGGAUGGAGUCCAACGCUAAGGCCAACGGCGGCAUCGUCGCGCCCGCUCCGGCCAAAGAGGCCGUGGAGAAGACCGCGCCUCCCGUGGUGGUCAUCAUGUCCCUCAGCAAGUCCUACAGCCCCCGCGGGGGCGCCCAAGCACCACCGGCGCAGCAGGUGAUCUCCAGCGUGCCACAGGGGUUCUCCGGCGAGCACGUCAUCGCCGGAUGGCCCUCCUGGCCGACGUCCGUCGCCGAAGAGAUCGUGAGGGUGGCUGCCCCGCCGUGCCGACACGUUCGAGCGGCUGGACAAGAUCGGGCAGGGCACGUACAGCAACGUGUACAAGGCGCGGGACCUGCAGAGCGGCAAGAUCGUGGCGCUGAAGCGGGUGCGCUUCGUCGACAUGGACCCAGAGAGCGUGCGGUUCAUGGCGCAGGACUGCAGGAGAUCCACAUCCUCCGACGGCUGGACCACCCCAACGUGAUCAAGCUGGAAGGCAUCGUCACCUCGCACCUCUCGCACGGCCUCUACCUCGUCUUCGAGUACAUGGAGCACGACCUCACCGGCCUCGCCGCGCUGUCCGGGCAGCGCUUCACGGAGCCGCAGGUCAAGUGCUUCAUGCGCCAGAUCCUCGAGGGCCUGCGCCACUGCCACGCGCGUGGAGUCCUGCACCGGUACAUCAAGGGCUCCAACCUCCUCAAGUCCUCAUCGGCGACAACGGUGUGCUCCGGAUCGCCGACUUCGGGCUCGCCAGUCGCCACCUUCUUCGACCCCGGCAAGACGCAGCCCUUGACCAGCCGCGUCGUCACGCUCUGGUACCGCCCGUCGGAGCUCCUGCUCGGCCCCACCGAGUACCGCGUCGCGGUGGACCUGAGGAGCACCGGCUGCAUCCUCGCCGAGCUGCUCGCGGGCAAGCCCAUCAUGCCCGGCCAGACCGAGAUCGAGCAGCUGCACAGGAUCUUCAAGCUCUGCGGCUCGCUGUCCGAGGACUACUAG
This is a messenger RNA of Miscanthus lutarioriparius, 1134 nucleotides long. NCBI's taxonomy places the organism in Eukaryota, Viridiplantae, Streptophyta, Magnoliopsida, Poales, Poaceae. The record is from the annotation of a GenBank genome assembly.